AUGUCGUCGUUUUUUACAGUACCCGCUUCCCAGAAAAAACGAAAGAGGGAGGACCGCGCCGCAGCUCCGGGGUCAAAAAAGCGAGGUGUUGAUGCAAAUGGCGAUUCCGGCGCUAAGGGUCAAGGCGCAAGACAACAGAGAGACGAGUCCGUCUCGGGGAGCGACAUUGAUGAUGAUGAGGCCAACGCGGCAUCAGUGUCCGAGGAGGAGAGUGGCUCGGACGACGAAGGCGAGACGGCCGGCGAACGGAGGUUGAAGCUUGCGGAACGAUAUUUGGAGAAUGUCCGGGAUGAAGUGGAUGAGGUUGGCUUCGAUGCAGCUGAGAUUGACCGGGAUUUGAUUGCGGAGAGGUUAAAAGAGGAUGUGGAUGAAUUCAAAGGGCGAGGAUAUCGCCAGAUUGCUUCAGAUUUGGCAUUUUCGUCAGCAUCUCACUCGUUCUUCCGUGCCGAUACUCAGUCGACUACCUCUAUUGCCAUCCAUUCGCCGUUUGUAUACACCGUUUCCAAAGAUAAGACCUUGAUUAAAUGGGAACUCGCUACUCCCGAAAGCCCUACAAUCCCGUCGGAAAAUUCGAAACGACCCCCAAGGCCGCAGCGAAAGAAGCCCAAGAAAGUGAAGUACGUCCGAGGUGUACAAAAGGUGGAGGAGACCGGUGAAGACCAAGGCCAUACGAAGAGCAUCCUGUCGCUUGCUGUGUCGCCAUCAGGGAAGUUUUUGGCUACCGGUGGAGAGGACAAUAAAUUGAUCAUCUGGGACGCAGCGACGUUGACACCGUUGAAGACAUUUACGCAACACCGCGACACCGUUAGUGGACUUGCCUUUGCCCGGCACAUUUCCACCAUGAGCUCGGGCGAACAGUUGUUCUCUGGAUCGUAUGACCGUACAAUCAAGACAUGGUCUGUGAGCAGUGCUGGACAUGCUUAUGUGGAAACUCUUUUUGGUCACCAAGACAAUGUAUCUUCGCUGGCGGCCAUGACCAUCGACCAGUGCAUCAGUGUCGGCGCCCGGGACCGCACUGCUCGACUGUGGAAGGUGGUGGAAGAAGCACAGCUCGUCUUCCGCGGUGGAGCUUCCAGAAAUGCGGCAUAUCAUGAGAACAAUCUGGACUGCAUUGCCCCUCUCCCACCCAGCCAUUUUGUCACUGGCUCCGACUCAGGGUCUUUGGCCCUGUGGUCCAUCCACAAAAAGAAGCCGCUACAUGUCAUCCCUCUCGCUCACGGCCUCGACCCUAUACCUCCUCUCGAAGAUCUCUCACCGGAACUCGAUCAGCAAACAGCUGCAACCAACUCUCGAUACCUCCGCCCCAUGCCCCGCUGGAUUACCGCCCUGACUACUGUCCCUGGCACAGAUAUCGUUCUCAGCGGUAGCUGGGACGGCUGGAUCCGAGCGUGGAAAAUUUCAGAAGACAAGAGGGUCAUCCUCCCGCUGGGCACAGUCGGAGGCAGCGCCUCCUCGGAACCCGAUACCCCCUCUUUCCAACUGAAACAGAAUCUCGCAUUCGAUGCCACGACCGAGGACGACAACAUGGCAGUUGAUAACGCCCCCGUAUCGCAGUCAAGUGCCGCGAAGGAAGCCGAACCGCUCAUCAAGGGCGUCAUCAACGACAUUGCCGUCUUCGAACGCCGGGGUGACACCGCCAGACCAGACCAACCUCUCGAGUCGAAAUCCAAGUCCAAGUCGAAGGAACCCGAGACAAAAGGCCUGUGUAUUGUCGCUGCCAUCGGGAAAGAACACCGGCUCGGCCGCUGGAAAUGCUACAACAACAAUUUCCAGGAUGGUCCUACUCCUGAAGGCCGGAAUGGUGCUGUGGUGUUUGAAGUUCCGUUCACGGCUUUCCAGACGAAGAAGGCCUCUUCGUAG
This is a messenger RNA of Aspergillus ruber CBS 135680, 1860 nucleotides long. Its product is annotated as ribosomal RNA-processing protein RRP9. The transcript has 2 exons. The coding region runs from base 1 to 1860 and encodes 619 amino acids. Gene Ontology annotation, molecular function: snoRNA binding; protein binding. Gene Ontology annotation, cellular component: small-subunit processome. Lineage: Eukaryota; Fungi; Ascomycota; Eurotiomycetes; Eurotiales; Aspergillaceae. The record is from RefSeq and is a predicted model, not a curated record.